Molecule: messenger RNA, 186 nt
Organism: Plenodomus lingam JN3
Lineage: Eukaryota; Fungi; Ascomycota; Dothideomycetes; Pleosporales; Leptosphaeriaceae
Source: RefSeq, a predicted model, not a curated record
AUGAAUACUCCACUUCACAGCAAACACUUGCGGUUUAGCCUCGUCCUCGUCCCGCUUCCCGUGCGGCGUUGUCCUUUGUCGGGGACGGGGCGGGCGGGCCGUUGCGCGCGCGAACGAGCGGAUCGGUGUUUCAGGGCAGGGAUGGGUGGUUUUCUCCUUCUUUUUGGCUUUUUUUUUCUUGCUUGA